Parastagonospora nodorum SN15 is the source of this 1443-nucleotide messenger RNA. RefSeq lists its product as hypothetical. Lineage: Eukaryota; Fungi; Ascomycota; Dothideomycetes; Pleosporales; Phaeosphaeriaceae. The record is from RefSeq and is a predicted model, not a curated record. Gene Ontology annotation, molecular function: calcium channel activity; uniporter activity. Gene Ontology annotation, biological process: calcium import into the mitochondrion; mitochondrial calcium ion homeostasis. The transcript is spliced from 3 exons. Gene Ontology annotation, cellular component: uniplex complex; mitochondrial inner membrane. Bases 1 to 1443 code for a protein of 480 amino acids.
AUGAAGCAUCGCAUAGCCGGCCUCGCCUCACUGCCACGCGCCUGCUUCCACGCACAACCUCAGCACCAAAGGCGGAUUUAUCGACUCUUACAAUACAACGUAGCGGCUACGCGGCCGCUGCAAUCGCCAAGUUUUUCAGUAGCAGCGACACUCCGGGCCAAGGCCCCCAAGUUUGCAAGUUACCAAAACUCCAACGCAAGACCGGCCGCUGAACUCAACGAAAACAUCACCCAGGAGGAGAAGGACCACUUUGCCCGCAGACUCGAAGAGGACAGGGGCAAGCAGAUACGGACACCAUGGCACCGGGAGGGAAGCGAUGUCCCGCCUGUUGCGCGGCAGCGGAGCGCUGGAGCCAUGACCAAGGGAAAGCUUCUCACAACACCCUCACGUAUGCUCAAGAUUAUCCUUCCCCUUGUCACGAAAGAUGUGAAUUCCGACCGCAAAGACAUCGAGCCCUUGGCCCUGCUAGUCCAUCCGCAACAGCCCAUCUCCUACCUCGAGCGCCUGAUACAAGCUGAGCUGCCCAUGAUCAAAGACAAAGACGGCAAAGAACGCAUACCCAACGUCUACUUCCGCGCCGAGGAUUCGAUGCAGAGCGAUGCGCAUCCGUCAGAGGUGGAGGAGACGACUGUCAGCAAUGACAGUGAAGCAGUCACGGACCAGGAGGGCCACGAAGACUUUGAGAAGGUUGACGAGAUCCGCGUUGAUGGGAAGACCGAGCGCACCGGUAAACUGAGCAACAAUGUCAAGAAUAGGAAGACACCAGAAGAGGCUGCCGAGCUUCGCAAAGGCGUCGGCCAAGGCGGUGUCGAAUCUUAUUCCGGCCUAGGUCAGGACGCGGCAAGCGACAAGAAGGCGCAACGCAAGUUUGUGCGCUGGUCAAGUUCUACUGAGGUCGGCGACUUCAUCCGCGAUGCUGCCAGAGGACAGGAAUUUGCCAUUGAGAUCGAAGGAGCACCAGAAGAGAUCCGCGUCGGUGUACCCAGCUUCAACGACCGCACAUACUAUCUGCGCAUGCGUCUGCGCAAGACAUCACAAAAGAUUUCUGAAAUGGCCGACAUCAAGAAGGAGUGCGAUAGGCUAGCGCACAAGGCCGCUCAGCGCGUUGCAGGUGCAGGCUUCGCCGGAAUCGUCGGCUGGUGGGGUGUCGUCUACUACCUCACCUUCCAGACUGAGCUAGGGUGGGACGUUAUGGAGCCUGUUACAGCCAAAGAUUUCGAUCUUCGAAAAUGGGAAGCCCUCAUUGACGAUGGUAAUACGCUCCGAAAGGAAAUCAAGGCCAUCGCCAACGAGUACGAUGUAGAAUGGGACGAGCUCAAGGACGAGAAGGACGAAAAGGUCCGCGAAGCACUGAAGGACGAGCGCAAGAAGAAAAAGCAAGGCAAGGGAGAUGAGAGCAAAGAGGAUGAUGAACCAGCGGACAAAGAUGGCAAGAAGGAUUAG